This is a messenger RNA of Caenorhabditis bovis, 264 nucleotides long. The record is from the annotation of a GenBank genome assembly. NCBI's taxonomy places the organism in Eukaryota, Metazoa, Nematoda, Chromadorea, Rhabditida, Rhabditidae.
AUGCGGGGAAAUUCGGACGCCACAGAGAAUGAGCAAAAUGGCGGCGGUGAGAAAUGCGCAACUUAUUAUCCCGACAAGAAGACGGGAAAAGAGAAGUACGGCAACAUGUUGGUGGAGUUUGUCGUCGAAAAAGAGGAGCCGAUCGAGAAUGUGACAUGGACGGUGUUCAACGUCUCGAACGCAGACGACAAAAAAUCGGCGCCGUUCGAAGUGUACCACGUGCUCGUGCCGUGGUGGCCCGAUCAUAAUUUCAUAAGAAGAUGA